AUGAAAGUGCUGUUGUUGCUCUUUAUGGGAUGCUUCUUUAAGCUGGGAUCAAGUAAGGGGAUCAGUGAUGAAACUGGAGCUGCUUGUCUCUUUGUAGCUUCAAAUUUCAGCAACUAUCCAUUUGAUUGUGCUCAACCAGAUCUAGAAUAUAAAUGCCGAUGCUUGAGCCCUGAGUUCUUGGGAACAGUUUUGCUCUGCAUCGAUGAUAAUACUGAUGAAAUUGAUGAACUCACUCGAGCCUUUGACUAUAUUAAGGAAGUCUGUGGUGUCCAGGGAAGUAAGAAGUACUCCUUUACUCAAUUGAUCGAUGUAUUUGACAAUGCAACAUCUCACGCAAUACCUGUUUCAGUGGUGAAUGGUUUGAACAAGUCACAGCUCCAUAACCCAGUAAUACCUGAUGCUCAAAGGUUCGCAUCUUCCCAGGAAUCUGUUCGGCGUUUGUUGAACCACAGAUAUAAAAGCACAAAGUAUGGCGUAGGAUUAAUUGGCUAUUGGGGUUUGAGCUUGAUUCUGGCCACUACAAACAAUGUUUUACAAUGGUGCUUUCCUUACAUUUAUAUGAACAUGAAUGGAGACACUACUCGUUGGCUAAGAGAGCACGUAAUUUGUCCUCAACUGAUCUCGGAGAGUCAUUUCAGAAAAAACUCUAGAAUAAACACAUUCGUGAACUCUUUGCUAAGAAGUUUUCCUAUAAGAGUUCAAUCAAUAACAGUGGCAUUCUACAUGGCUCUGGUGACAAUAUUUUGCACUGUAGAUUAUCAACUAUACCGCCCUAACUCAAUAUUUCCGUGGAAGAAUGCUCAACUGUUUGCUUACAUUGCUGAUAGAACUGGUAUUUUAGCAAUUACGCAAUUGCCGAUGUUGAUCUUAUUUUCAGGAAGGAACAACGUACUUCAACUCAUUACCGGAUGGCCCUAUCGAACUUUCAACAUUUUUCACAGAUGGAUUGCUAGAACAGUUUGGAUUCUUGUACUAUUGCAUGCCGUGUUCUAUGUAGCCUUUACCGCAUCUUGUUCCAAUUAUAGAGAACGUUGGAUGAUAAACAAGUGGAGGUGGGCUAACACAGCUUUUGUUGCCGCUUCAAUAUCCAUAUUUCUGAGCUCACGAUACUUCAGACGAAAAUGCCAUCAGCUGUUCGUAUCUAGUCAUCAAAUAUUGGCAAUUAUUUUUGUUUUGGGAUGCUGGUACCAUUGCCUGACGUUGGGCUGGAUGGAGUUUCUCUAUAUCACUGUAGCUAUUUGGGCUCUAGAAUACUUUUCUAGAUUUGGAAAAAUCAUGCUUAGUGGUGGGAUAGUUCAGGGUAAAUGCACAUUAGUCCUCAACAAAAAGCUUGAACCUCAUUCCUUGAGAAUCACAGUACAUCAUAGCGGUUGGUGGAGAAGUUUUCCUGGAGCGUAUAGUUAUCUUUACUUCCUAAAACCGAAAUUUUUUUGGCAAUCUCACCCAUUCACCAUUUUAGGGCCUGCGAGGCAGGAAGAUUUCAACAAAUUGGUUUUUUUAAUUCGUAUCAAGAAUGGAAUUACCAAGAAACUCGGAAACUAUAUCAUGAGGCAGGAAAACCUCAUGUGCACGCUUCCCAUGUUGGUUGAAGGACCAUAUGGCUCAACGAUUCCGUUUAAGGCUUAUCAACAUUCAAUAUUUUUUGCUGGAGGUGUAGGUAUAACAGUGGUCUACACGUUUGCCAUGGAUCUGGCACAUACAUAUCUUGCUGAUAAGGCCAAGAAUCAUUCGAUCAAUGUAAUCUGGUCAGCACCCACCAUCUCUGCAAUUGAAGAGUUUGUGGACGAGAUUGAAGCACUGUCAAGGUUUGAAAUGGUGAAGGUUAUAAUUUAUCUGACUAGAGAACUUGAAGCCAUUCUGCCCAUUGACGACCAGGAGCUGAAAAUUGCGCCAAAAGAAAUGGGAGAUCCUAUUGAGUUGGUCAAUUCGUGCACUGAUUUGUCCAAUAAUGAGUUAGUACAUCUUUUGGAUCCACUCUCAACUGGCUCAAAAGAACUUCCAACUGAGCUGAAUCAACGUAUGAAUGAAAUUAUUUCUACAACAGAGGAGCGAGUGUCACCGGUGGAGUAUGAUGCUACGAGGGAGAAGCUGCAGAAUGUAUUUUUCAGGUGUAAGGUUAACUUAGGAAGAAGGCCAAGCAUCAAAAAAGAGCUCCCAGGAUUAUUGAAGCUUAUUCCGGAUACAACAGCUGUGGUUUCAUGCGGUCCUGAUAAAAUGAACCGAGAUGUCAGAAAUGCGGUAGCUAAAAGUCUACGGGAGCCCAAUAAGGGUCGAAUUGACUAUUUUGAAGAAGAGCUAGUCUGGUAA
Molecule: messenger RNA, 2307 nt
Organism: Komagataella phaffii GS115
Lineage: Eukaryota; Fungi; Ascomycota; Pichiomycetes; Pichiales; Pichiaceae
Product: Ferric reductase and cupric reductase
Exons: 1
Coding region: 1-2307 (768 amino acids)
Biological process (GO): intracellular iron ion homeostasis; copper ion import; iron ion transport
Cellular component (GO): plasma membrane
Molecular function (GO): ferric-chelate reductase activity
Source: RefSeq, a predicted model, not a curated record